Monodelphis domestica (gray short-tailed opossum) is the source of this 2908-nucleotide messenger RNA. Lineage: Eukaryota; Metazoa; Chordata; Mammalia; Didelphimorphia; Didelphidae. The record is from RefSeq and is a predicted model, not a curated record.
CGCGCUGCCCGCCCCGGGGUUGCCGCGUCACCAAGUUCCUUAAAACGCUGGGACGGCGGCGCCUACACCUGACGAAGCUGGGGAGCGCAGCUAGAUGGCGGCGGCCGCCAAGCCGGAGUCGGAGUCCCAGGGGGUGGCAGCGCUGGAACUGUGGCUCAAUAAAGCCACAGAUCCAAGCAUGCCUGAGGAGAACUGGUCAUGUAUCCAGUGCUUUUGUGACCUGGUGAAUUCGGACCCUGAUGGCACAUCCCAUGCACCUUGGCUGUUGGCCCACAAAAUCCAGUCCCCCCAGGAGGUGGAAGCUCUUCAUGCCUUAACAGUGCUUGAGGUAUGCAUGAACUAUUGUGGAGAAAAAUUCCAUGGUGAGGUGGCCAAGUUCCGCUUCCUGAAUGAGCUGAUCAAAGUGCUUUCUACAAAGUAUCUUGGAUGCUGGACCACAGAGAAAGUCAAAUCAAGGAUUAUUGAAAUAAUGUUCAGUUGGACAGUUUGGUUUCCCAAGGACAUCAAAAUAAGAGAUGCUUAUCAGAUGCUGAAGAAACAAGGAAUCAUUAAGCAAGACCCCAAAUUACCAGUGGACAAAAUCUUACCCCCACCUUCUCCCAGGCCCAAGAGUUCCAUCUUUGAUGCUGAUGAAGAAAAAUCAAAGCUCCUGACAAAGCUUCUGAAAAGUAACCACCCUGAAGAUUUACAAGCAGCCAACAGAUUGAUCAAGACCCUCAUCAAGGAGGAACAAGAGAAAUCUGAGAAAGUGUCCAAGAGACUCAGCACCAUACAGGAAGUCCAAAGCAAUGUAAAACUGAUGAAGGAGAUGCUGAACAACCAUCAGGGCCCAAAUCUGGAGCAGCUGGACCUGAAGACCCUACAGGGCUUGUAUGAGAAAUGUGAAAAGCUGAGGCCCACCCUGUUCCGCCUUGCCAGUGACACUGUGGAUGAUGACGAGGCCCUAGCAGAGAUUCUCCAGGCCAAUGACAUGCUCACUCAAGGUAUGCUCCUGUAUAAGCAGGUGGUGGAGGGCCAAGGCAGUUGUGGGAACACAGUGGCCAGCACAGUCACCAGCAGCACCCACGGAGACCUGCCUGCCUCCCAAGCCUUGCAGGAUAAGGCAGGCAGCAUCAAAAGCUAUUCCCUGAUUGACUUUUCUGACCUGGACUCUGAAUCUGGAGUCCCUCCCCAGCAGGGUGAGCCCACAUCGUCGAGUCUUCUGGAUGAACAACUGGCUACUUUAGGGCUCAGUGAUGCCUCAGUCUCAUGCAAGACGUCCUCAGACUUUGAUGCUCUUCAGGCGGGGUCUCUCUUUACUUCCUGUCUCCGCUGGCGAACAGACACCUCUCAUGAUGUGGCCACGGAGAAUGGUUGCCAGGAGGAGGGGGACUUCUUUAGUACAACGGCCAAGAAGCCCUUGCCUGGCAGGACUCAUCAGACAAAUGGGUCCCAAGGAAGCUCUCAGGAAAAGUUGUUGUUGGGCUUGUCUGCUCCCCAGACUUCUUUUAUCCCUGACCUGUCAAGCAGAUUGAAUUUCCUUCAUCAGAAAACACUCUCAAAAGAUUCACCAGUGGGUACCAAUUCUUUUCCAGAACAGUCUUGGGAGAUAAGAACAGGAGAUACUCCUUCCCAACCAGCACUCCUGAAUCAAUCUCUAAGUCAACUUUUUGUUCCACUAGAAUCAAUUAAGCCCAGUGACCUGCCUCCCAUCACCGUGUAUGAUCGAAAUGGUUUCAAAGUCUUGCUCCAUUUUUCCCAGGCUGGAGUCCCGGGUUACCCUGAGGUACAGGUACUGUUGCUGUCUAUGCUGAGCACAGCACCACAGCCUGUCUGGGACAUUGUGUUUCAGGUGGCUGUGCCAAAGGCAAUGAAAGUGAAACUGCAGCCAGCUUCCAGUUCUAAGCUCCCUGCAUUUAGUCCACUGCUGCCACCCGCUGUAAUCUCUCAAGUUCUCCUGCUUGCAAAUCCACACAAAGAUCCUGUCAGGCUAAGGUACAAGUUGACAUUCACUCAAGGUGGGAAACCUUUCAGCGAAGUAGGAGAAGUGAGUGAUUUUCCAGAUCCGUCUCUCUGGAGUACAGUCUAACCUCUCAAGAAGGACUCUUGGAUCAAGCCAUCAACUUAUCUUUGUUGAUCAUUUUUGCCCAGGAUUGAACAUUGUGAUAUGAAGUGUAUGGGCAGAUACUGCUAUUUGGUUGGCUUAAGAGCCACGUGGGAAAUAGCAUCUGACAUUACCUAGUCUGCCAUCUUCAUUUCUGAUGUCUGUAUGGUGAUGGAUUUCCCUGGUAUCACUGGAUUUUUUAAGCCAAAGCUUACAGCACAGGCCCACGUUUCAGGGAAUUAUUCCAGGGAAUGAUCUUUUAUGAAUGUUGCCUCAUCAGUCUCACCUUUGUGCCUUGUCAUCCCUCAAAUGUGUUGGGGCUCUCAGGCUGCUCCAUUCUCAGAAGCCUUGUAGACAUUUGGUUGGUCUUGGGUCCCUCUUUGUGUAGGAGAUCUUGUGCCUUCCUGACAUCUUUAAAGAGAAUCUUUGUCUUCAUUUUAUAUGGACUGCUUACAAUUGAUUGAAGAAAUGUUCCAAAUGGAAUGCUCAUUGCACGUGCCUCAGUAACUAGCUUCUACCCUUAGUGUCUUCCACCAUUAUGCCUUUUACUUGCCCAUGAUGGACUGUCUUCAGGUAAAUGAGAAGAAAGUAAUCUCCAAGUCUCAUUUAGGUCUUCAGAGUUUUUGCCUAGAACCUCUUGCUCCCUUUUCAUCCUCAGUGAAAGCUUUUUUCCACUUCUUAUGAGUGUACUAUUCUAGGCUCUGUACAACAAGUUAUAUAGACUUGGUUCUUAUUUUUAGUGGUUUAUUGACACAGGAUGAUAUAAAAGGUACAUAAAACUUUAUGUAAAGCAUUUGCAUUGAAUAAAUAAAACAGGAAAAAUUA